Molecule: messenger RNA, 928 nt
Organism: Scaptodrosophila lebanonensis
Lineage: Eukaryota; Metazoa; Arthropoda; Insecta; Diptera; Drosophilidae
Exons: 2
Coding region: 94-711 (205 amino acids)
Source: RefSeq, a predicted model, not a curated record
UCACAUUUAUAUUUCCUACAUCACAAGCAGUACGAACAUUUACAGAGAGCAAACAAAUAAAAGUAAUUUUCAUUUUUGUUGGGACAUUGAAUAAUGUCUAACAUGCAAGAUGUUCCGCUCGCCGAGCAGGAGAGCGUGCCAUCUGCGGGCACUGAUUCGGCAAAGCCCAAAUCAAAUACUCUGAAGCGUCUAUUAAAAUUAGGCAAGAAGCCAACUGGCAAUCCUGAUGGGGCGGACAAUACAGAGAAUUCUGUCGAGGAUAUAGCCGAUAGCGAGAUAGAUGUGAAGAAGAGCACUACCAUUAGUCGUUUUCUGACUCGUCUAAAGGGCUCGAGCAAACAGGAUGCCGAUGAGCCCUCGACUAGCAGCAGUUUUGGUGUCGAUGCUGAUGGCAAACCCUUGCCCAACUCAAAGCCCACAUUAAAGUCUUCACUUUCAAAUUAUUGGCGAAACAUCUUCAAACGUCAUCAGGCAGCUAACAAAAAUCAAAAUGCUGCUGUCCAGGAACAAAACGAGGCCGACGAGUUGGAGGACGAGCAGGAACUUAAGACCGCUCACCAUAUUUCAGAAGCCGGAUCGGCUUCGCAAGUUGCAAUCCCCAAGCGCACCGAGGAGCACAAUCCAAUACCUGAGGUUAUAGAAGAGGUGCAAAUGCUAGCCUUGUCUGAUGAUGUUGAACUAUCCGAUCAGAUGGCAGAGCGCAACAACUAGGCAAAGAUUUUAAUUCUGCAUACACAUCCACACUGGACACACACACACAAACACAGUUUUCGUGAUGUUAUGGGCAUAACACUGUACAACACAAAUGCUUUUUUUUGUUAAUAAUGAGCAUAAUUUAUAGGAUUCAAGGUAUUUUCUGAAUACGCUCACAAACAUUUCCGCUUUAAUAGUUAUGUAUAUGAAUAAAAAUAUACAUCUAAAUGCAAUA